This is a messenger RNA of Quercus lobata, 3062 nucleotides long. RefSeq names its product Flavodoxin family protein. The record is from RefSeq and is a predicted model, not a curated record. Gene Ontology annotation, cellular component: cytosol. The transcript has 13 exons. Bases 1324 to 2829 code for a protein of 501 amino acids. Gene Ontology annotation, molecular function: FMN binding; flavin adenine dinucleotide binding; NADPH-hemoprotein reductase activity. NCBI's taxonomy places the organism in Eukaryota, Viridiplantae, Streptophyta, Magnoliopsida, Fagales, Fagaceae.
UGCGUUGGAUGCCGCUGAGCGUGUGGCUCGAGAAGCCGAGCGCCGAGGUUGCCCAGUUAUGCUCCUUUCCAUCGACGAAUACGACGUUGCCAGGGAGAUACACCAGAUUCCAUGAAGGUCUUUUGGAAGUUUCUUCUGCAAAGAAAUUUAAUUUGUUUCUAAGAAGCUUGACAAAAGACUUUCAGACCUUGGGGCAAUGGCUAUUGUUGAAAAAGGUUUGGGAGAUGACCAGCAUCCCUCAGGGUAUGUUUAUGCUGGAAUAUACUAAUGAACAUAAUUUUGCUUGAGCUUACAGAAUGAUAAUGACCCUCAUUGAAUUCUUUCUGGAUGAUAGUCGGCAACCAACCCGUAUCAUGGAAUUCUUCUUCUUCUCCCUUUUUUUUUUUGGUUUCUUUAGAUGCAGCAGAAUUAAUUGAGACCAGCUAAAGGCUGCUUAUGUAGUAUAACCAAUAUAUGAUGUGAUCUUUGGACAUGUCCACUCCUAUGGACAACACAUCUGUAUUGAUCAAUUUAACUGAAACAGCUGCAUUCUCCCAAGUAAUGAUAGCUGUUAGUGUGUGUAUAUAUUUGAGAGAGAGAGAGAGAGAGAGAGAGAGAGAGAUGAGGACAGCACACCUAAUUAGAUUGGAUUUCUUAUGUAGUUGGUUUUGUUUGGGAUUCCUUUGUUUAUUUUUGAGAUUAGAUAAGUAUUAGUAUUUGAGUUCGGUUAGGAUUAGUUUUGGUAUGUUGUUAUCUUUAUCUCUAGCUCUAUAUAAGAGACUCAUUUAUUUGUAUUUUGGAAUAGAUGUGAUUAAUGAAAAUUCAGAUUGGAUAUUUUUCCAGUUGUUAGAUGCUGACUCCUAACGCCUUAGGUGCUAUGUUGCACUGACAUGCCAAUUUUGGCCUAGUACCCAUGUCCGACAUGUGUCGGACAUGUGUACUGGUAAGACACGCCCAAAACCUGUACCCAGCGCUUGUCUUUUAUUUUAUUUUUUUUGAAAUUCAAACACGGCUCCAACAUGGUGUUGACUUGAAGGACACGGUAAAUCAAAAAAAAAAAAAAAAAAAGGAAAAGUCAGGAUUUCGACAUCUAGAGACACACUUACCGUUGAUCUUGUUUGACUAAAGCCCAAAAAGGCUAAAAUUUUCUGCUAUCUGGGUUCUCACAAUCUCACACUCACACCAACGCCUCACACUCACAAUACACUCGUUCAGUCCUUCUCAGCUCUCUCUAUCUCUCAUCUUCGGUGAUCUGAGACCACCGUAGAUCGGCAACCAUCAAGCCUCUCUCUCCCUCCGCUGUUUCUCUCCAUCUUCAGGUAUGAGGCUGCACUGGAUCCAUGGAUGUCAUCUUUGUGGAGUAUGUUGAAUCAAAUCAAUGAUAAAUUCUUCCCACAAGGUCCAGAUUUUCUGAUUCUGGAUAUGAAAUUGAUUGAUCAACCAAAAAUUCAUAUCACAUAUCAUAGUGUUGACAAGGUGGAUUCACAAUCUUCACCAAACUCAGAUUUAAAAUGGAUUGAGAUGCAAAUUGAGAGGGCCCGCUCAAUGUCUCCUGGAAAAUUUACUCGUGACAAGACUAGGCCCAACUGCUUUCUUAAAUUGAUACAAAAUCAACGAUUGACCAGAGCAGAAUGUGGAAAGGAUGUGCGGCACUUUGAGUUUGAAUUUGUUUCAUCUACUAUCGAAUACAAGGUUGGUGACAUUCUUGAGGUCCUCCCUAGUCAGAAUCAAUCAGCAGUAGAUUCGUUCAUACAGCGUUGUAAUUUGGACCCUGAUGCUUUCAUUACCGUCCAUCCUAAAGAGAUGAACAAUCACCUUCUUCAUACUCAUACGAGUGCAAAUGUCCCGAUCAAAUUAAAAACUUUUGUGGAGUUGACAAUGGAUGUUGCUUCAGCUCCUCCUCGGCGCUAUUUUUUUGAGGUCAUGAGUUAUUUUGCAACAGCUCCACAUGAAAAGGAAAAACUUCAAUAUUUUGCUUCACCUGAAGGAAGAGAUGAUCUAUAUCAAUACAAUCAGAAGGAACGAAGAAGUGUUCUUGAGGAAUCAAAUUUGGGAGCACUGAACAUUCUACGCCUGCAGUCCCAUGUAGAUGUGAUACAAUUGGUAUUAGAGGACUUCCCAUCUGUCCAAAUGCCAUUUGAAUGGCUGGUGCAGUUGGUUCCGCUGUUGAAAACCAGGGCUUUCUCCAUAUCUUCAUCCCCUAUAGCUCAUUCCAAUCAAGUGCAUUUAACUGUCAGUGUAGUGUCAUGGAUGACACCUUUUAAAAGGAAGCGAAGUGGUCUGUGCUCAACAUGGCUAGCCAAACUUGAUCCUGAACAAAGCAUUUAUAUUCCAGCAUGGUUUCAGAAAGGUGCCCUUUCUCCUCCACCACCAUCACUUCCACUAAUUCUUAUUGGACCUGGAACUGGUUGUGCACCCUUUCGUGGAUUUGUGGAGGAAAGAGCGAUUCAAAAUGAAUCCAGUGCAACUGCUCCAGUUCUAUUCUUCUUUGGUUGCCGAAAUGAGGAUGGUGACUUCCUAUACAGAGAUUUUUGGUUGUCGCAUUCCCAAAAUGGUGGGGUGCUUUCAGAAGCUAAAGGUGGAGGUUUAUUUGUUGCUUUCUCAAGAGACCAGCCACAGAAGGUUUAUGUGCAGCAUAAGGUGCGGGAAAACAGUCGGAAGAUUUGGAAUUUGCUGACCGAGGGGGCUGCCAUCUACAUUGCAGGUUCAUCUACAAAAAUGCCUUCUGAUGUAUUGUUGGCCUUUGAGGAUAUCGUAUCCAAGGAAGGUGGGCUUCCAAGGGAAUCUGCUGUGAGGUUGCUUAGGACUCUGGAAAAGGCUGGCAGGUACCAUGUUGAAGCUUGGUCUUGAUCCCUGCUUUAAUUCUUCAUGUUAUGGGAAGACCAAACAACAGUUUUGCAGUUUGAGUGUUGUAGAUUGAAUAUAGUCUAUGAAACUCUAAAUUGAUUUAUUUGACUAAAGUUUAUACUCCCGAGCAGUUUAGGUAGAGGAGAUUGGGUCCUCAAUACAGCAUAUGUAACAGUUGUAUGAUAUUGUAUAAUGGCGUAAAUUUCUUCCAAAAGUGUGAAUUAUAUUUCCAUUAA